GCGUAUGAACCAAUCAAACGCCAAGGACAACAGACACUUCCUGUGUUUAGUUCUUGAUAAACUCGUGGAUAACGUUGACUGUAAUAUUAUGUUGCAGAAGUUAAAAUCAUGAAUAUUCUCAAUCGCUCUAACAAACUGGUAUCGGCAUUUAAAAACAGCAUGUUACUAGAGAAAACGGGUCUUUUUAGGAGCGUCUGUUCGCUCUCCACGGCUCGUUGUGACAGACUUUGUUUGUCUCGAUGUUUCACACCAACUGUUUCCUCAUGUCAGCACUGGCAUCAUAAUAUGUCUUUACAUCACUUAGACACUAAAAGGUUUUAUUCAGAGGUGUUUAGUGAAAGUAGUGAUUCAGAGAGAAGCACUGACGAGUUUCAAGAGGAAUCACACGAGGUGGACAGUGGCAGCGGUGGCUUCAGUCACAGAUCUGCUGAGACGUUCAACCUGGAUACGCUGGUGUCUCUGCUGCGUCAGGAGAAUGCUGUGGAUAUCUGUGUGAUUAAAGUACCGGAGCACAUCAAAUACACGGAGUACUUCAUCGUUGCCAGCGGUGUAUCACCCAGACACCUGCGUGCCAUGGCUCUUUAUGCCAUCAAAGUGUACAAAUUUCUGAAGAAAGAUGGAGGUCCCAAUGUCAAGAUUGAAGGAAAGAACACAGAGGACUGGAUGUGUAUUGACUUUGGUAAUAUGGUAGUUCACUUCCAGCUACCAGAGGCCAGAGAAGUGUAUGAGCUGGAGAAACUGUGGACUCUCCGCAUGUAUGAUGAGCAGCUGAAGAGCAUGCCCACUGAGACCAUACCAGAGGACUUCAUAUAUGAUGCUGACAUUACUAAGUGACAAAUCAUCCAAGCUGUGCAAAGACUUCUCUGGGACUUUGGAUGCAUCCUUUCCUGUCCCUGUGAGGAGGGAAAAUGUGUUUUUUGUCACUUAAAUUAUUGAACACAUUUGUGUUUGGAAUUGAGAAUGUUUAUGGAUUAAAGAGCAACACUGUAGGACCAU
Centropristis striata (black sea bass) is the source of this 996-nucleotide messenger RNA. RefSeq names its product mitochondrial assembly of ribosomal large subunit 1 (gene malsu1). The transcript has 4 exons. The coding region runs from base 109 to 834 and encodes 241 amino acids. Gene Ontology annotation, molecular function: ribosomal large subunit binding. Gene Ontology annotation, biological process: negative regulation of translation; negative regulation of ribosome biogenesis. Gene Ontology annotation, cellular component: mitochondrion. The record is from RefSeq and is a predicted model, not a curated record. NCBI's taxonomy places the organism in Eukaryota, Metazoa, Chordata, Actinopteri, Perciformes, Serranidae.